AUGAUGAAGGUAUUACUGAAGAAUCUGAAGCAGAAGAGGUCGAAUAUAGUAAUCUAGAAAUAGUAGAGCGUUUUGACAUUGAAAAUAUAGUAUACUUAAGUGAUAAAAUAUUUCAAGAUGGUGAAUAUGAUAUUGAUA
This is a messenger RNA of Racocetra persica, 138 nucleotides long. NCBI's taxonomy places the organism in Eukaryota, Fungi, Glomeromycota, Glomeromycetes, Diversisporales, Gigasporaceae. The record is from the annotation of a GenBank genome assembly.